Toxotes jaculatrix (banded archerfish) is the source of this 3611-nucleotide messenger RNA. RefSeq names its product nuclear receptor subfamily 1, group d, member 1 (gene nr1d1). Bases 337 to 2241 code for a protein of 634 amino acids. Lineage: Eukaryota; Metazoa; Chordata; Actinopteri; Toxotidae. The record is from RefSeq and is a predicted model, not a curated record. Gene Ontology annotation, biological process: positive regulation of transcription by RNA polymerase II; cell differentiation; negative regulation of transcription by RNA polymerase II. The transcript is spliced from 8 exons. Gene Ontology annotation, molecular function: zinc ion binding; RNA polymerase II cis-regulatory region sequence-specific DNA binding; nuclear receptor activity.
UGGUCCCGUUUUCUGCCGCGUGCGGACACGGCGGCCCCAGCACAUUCACAUCAUCAUCAAGCAGGGCGCGCGCCCUGUUUGAAAAAAUACAGAGCGAGAGAGGAAAGCGCGUGCAGCAGAUGACAGGCUCCUCGUGCGGCAGAUAGACAUCACUUCUGGUCAAGUCAGUCGGUAGAAAAACAGAGCGAUGCAGUAGAGUCUCAGUAGAGACGGUUCUCCUUCUUCUUCUGUGGUGUUUUACUUUUACUUUUCCCCGUCUGUGAUGCGGGCGGCGGAGCGGCGAAUCUCCGGGAUCUUUAAAGUACGCUCUCGUGCGUGACUCUGUUGGACCUCAGGAUGACGACGACCGCGGUGGACACAAACAACAAUAACAACAACAACACAGGAGGUGUGAUCUCCUACGUGGGUUUAUGUGGAGGAUCUCCGACCCGGACCAGUCCAGUCUCCAUGUACAGCGAGAACUCCAACUCCCAGUCCUGCUUCACCUCCUCCUCCUCUUUAACUCCCUCCUUCCUGAGCAGCAGCUCCAGUUCCGGCUCUGCAGGAGAGGAUGGCUCCUCCUCGGCCUCCUCUUCAGCAGGAGGUUCACCUCGAGGCAGGGACGAUGGAGGAUCUCUGAGGGCGUCACCCAGCAAGUCGGUGGCCAGUCUGACCAAGCUCAAUGGGAUGGUGUUGCUGUGUAAAGUUUGUGGCGACGUGGCCUCAGGUUUCCAUUAUGGAGUUCACGCCUGCGAGGGCUGUAAGGGUUUCUUCCGUCGCAGCAUCCAGCAGAACAUCCAGUACAAGAAGUGUCUGAAGAACGAGAGCUGCACCAUCAUGAGGAUCAACAGGAACCGCUGCCAACAAUGUCGCUUCAAGAAGUGCCUUUCUGUGGGCAUGAGCCGAGACGCGGUUCGUUUUGGUCGGAUCCCGAAACGUGAGAAACAGAGGAUGUUGGCUGAGAUGCAGAGCGCCAUGAACAACAUGGUCAACAACCAGCUGCAGAACGACUUCCAGCUCGCCAGCCUCGCCUCUUCCUCCUCCUCUUCUUCAUCGUCAUCAUCUUCUUCAUCAUCCUCCUCUCCCUGCCCGGGCAUGACCAUUGCCCCCCAGCCCCAGACCUCAGCCUUGCCACUCGCCCCCUCCUCCCCUUCCCCUCCUGCCCCAGCCUCCUCUUCCUCACCCACUCCUCUUCCAAAUCCUCCUCCCCCUUGUCGGAGCCCCUCCCCCUUCCCUACACCCACUACCAGCCCCGGGGUGGAGUACACCAUUAGCGCCAUCGCCCGUGCUCACCGCGAGACCUUCCUGUACGCUCACGACAAGCUGGCCAAUGCCCACACACCACCUCAGCAGCAGCAGAAUAACCACGCCCACCACCAUAAUGCGGAGGCGGAGCUCUGGGGCCCCAAUCGCUGCCCCAAUGGCUACCAUGCCAACAGCCUCAACACCAUCAAUCACCAUAACAACAACCUGGGCACAGGUCGCUACCUGCUACCUGAAGACAACUGCAAUGGCAUGCAUCAUCACCGUGGCAACAGGAGGCAGGGCUUACACAACAAUAAUCUGAUUGGAGGAAACAAGCUUGGUGAUCAUGUGACCCAGGGGCAGAACUGUCCAAUGAGGAACCGCACAGGAAUAGUGUUGGCUUGUCCAAUGAACAUGCGGCCUCAUGCUGACCCCUCAAAGACCCCCCAGGAGAUCUGGGAGGACUUCUCUCUGUCCUUCACCCCCGCUGUCAGAGAGGUGGUGGAGUUUGCCAAACAUAUCCCAGGAUUCAGUGCUCUGUCCCAGAACGACCAGGUCACCCUGCUGAAGGCCGGCACCUUUGAGGUGCUGAUGGUGCGCUUUGCUUCGCUGUUCAACGUGAAUGAACAGAUGGUUACCUUUAUCUCUGGCGCCACCUACAGCCUGGAGGAGCUGCAGGCAAUGGGGAUGAGUGACCUGCUGGGAGCCAUGUUCGACUUCAGCCACAAACUGGCUGCACUGGAGCUGAACACUGAGGAACUGGGACUGUUCACCGCCGUGGUGCUGGUGUCUGCAGACCGCUCUGGUAUCGAGAACGUGGCGUCGGUGGAGCAGCUGCAGGAGAGCCUGAUCCGAGCUCUGCGCUCGCUGGUCAGCAAGUCGGCUGUCGUCCCUGGCAACAACCACCACAACCUGGACUCACCGCGCUUCACCAAACUUCUGCUGAAGCUGCCCGACCUGCGAACACUCAACAACAUGCACUCUGAGAAGCUCCUGUCCUUCCGCAUCGACGCGUGACGAUGUCACUGACAUCACCGGUCUGUCUGUUCAGACGGGAUUCAGGGUCACUUCCUGUGGCUGCUAGUGAUGAUAAACAAGAUCAUGUGGAGCUCUCCAUCGCCAUGACAUUGCCUCAUUACAUCAUAAUCCCAGCGCUGAUGAUAACUUCAUCGCCCCUAACAUGGUGGCAUGGUGAUGACGUUACCUUGGCAUCAACUGUUCAGCUCACUGCCAAAAUAAGUCUGUAGCUCACGGAGCAGUUUCUGGCCUCCAGAAUCCUCCAGACUGGACAUGUUUUAUCUUUAAUCCAGGAACAAUUCACAUUCAUGUAAUCUCUGUGGAUCCAGCACAAAGUGUUUAACCUAGCUUAGCGAGAGGACUGGAGGAAACCUGAUAGCCUAGCUUCACCUUUUCUUUGACUUUAUGGUAUGAUGAGGGGAAGAAAAGCUAAAGAAAGAUGAGUAAAGAAAGCAGAGGACAGGACAUGAUGCUCAGUAAUGGACAAACACUAAAGAAAUAAACAAAUACAAAACAAAUGAGUAAACAAGCCUAACUACCAGCUGCUGUAACACUGGCUAGCAGUUUCCCCCUGCUUUCAGUCUUUGUGCUAAGCUAGGCUAAUGCACCUAGCCGUGCAUUGAAACAUUUGAAGCUGUGGUCACACCACAUCUCAGCGAAAUUCAUCCAAGUGUUGGUGAAACAGAGGCAGAGAGGUGAAAGGUCAAAGAUCACGUGUGAGCAGAGCCGGACAGGUGCACACAGGUGCAGUUAAAUUACACUGCAAACAGGAGCUGAAAACACAGGGAUGGAGCCACAGCACGGGGGCACUGCUGUGACCAGAAAACACAAAACAUCGCACUCUUCCGGUUCUUUCAGGAAAAAGGGGACAUCCAGAACUUCCGAUAUUCAAACCUUCCCUCUGACCCGAGCCAACACCAGCCAGCAGUACCACGGAGCGGUGGUGACUGACAGCUUCACUGACAGAGGAGGUGGAGGAGGGACGAUGUGUUUAAGUACAAUCAGAAAAUCAGACAUGAGUGAGCUGCAGCGUGCAGACCGAAGCCUCAACCACUCACCUCUCUAACAAACGUUAUGCAGCAAAUCCUCUGUAAAAACUGUAAAUACUGAAAUACAAAUAUCCAGUUAUACUUGAACUGUUUGGAGAACUGUGUAUGACACCAGGAUGUAAUAUUUUACGUCUAUAUUUUUUGUUAAUAUGAAUACAUGUCUGUGCAAAUAUUAAGACUAUAAAAGUGUGUGGGGCACAAACUGUAUGUAAAACACAUUUGAAACGUGAAGUAUGAAAUGCAUCUAAUGGAAAAGAUAUUCUGUAUUCUGGUGUAUGUAUUAUAAUGUGAGCUUACGUUGUAAAGACAGACUGAAGAAUC